Choloepus didactylus (southern two-toed sloth) is the source of this 489-nucleotide messenger RNA. RefSeq names its product superoxide dismutase [Mn], mitochondrial-like. The transcript has 3 exons. Gene Ontology annotation, molecular function: metal ion binding; superoxide dismutase activity. NCBI's taxonomy places the organism in Eukaryota, Metazoa, Chordata, Mammalia, Pilosa, Megalonychidae. Gene Ontology annotation, biological process: superoxide metabolic process. The coding region runs from base 1 to 489 and encodes 162 amino acids. The record is from RefSeq and is a predicted model, not a curated record. Gene Ontology annotation, cellular component: mitochondrion.
AUGCUUUCCCAGGCAGUGUGCAACAUGAGCAGGAAGCUGGCACAGCUUUGGAAUUUGGGAUUCCAGGCAAAGCACAGCCUCCCUGAUUUGCCUUAUGAUUAUUGUGCCCUGGAGCCCCACAUCAACGUGCCUAUCAUGCAGCUGCACCACAGCAAACAUCACAUUGCAUAUGUGAAUAACUUGAACGCUACUAAGGAGAAAUAUAAAGAGGCACUGGCAAAGGCUGAUAUUAAAACUUGGGUAGCACUUCAGCCUACACUGAAGUUCAUUGGUGGAGGCCAUAUCAACCAAACCAUUUUCUGGACAAACCUUAGCCUUAAUGGUGGCAGAGAACUCAAAGGGGACCUUAUUCCACUGCUAGGAAUUGAUGCAUGGAAGCAUGCUUAUUUCCUUCAGUAUAAACAUGUCAGACCUGAUUAUCCAAAAGCUGUUAGGAAUGUAAUCAAUUGGGAGACUGCAAAUGAAAGAUAUAUGACUUGCAAGAAAUGA